Messenger RNA from Daldinia childiae, 2508 nucleotides. Its product is annotated as Protease KEX1. Gene Ontology annotation, cellular component: trans-Golgi network; Golgi membrane. Gene Ontology annotation, molecular function: serine-type endopeptidase activity. The record is from RefSeq and is a predicted model, not a curated record. The transcript is spliced from 2 exons. Gene Ontology annotation, biological process: protein processing. Lineage: Eukaryota; Fungi; Ascomycota; Sordariomycetes; Xylariales; Hypoxylaceae. Bases 1 to 2508 code for a protein of 835 amino acids.
AUGAAGCUAGCUCCUCUGGUUAGCUUGGUUGUCGGUGGCCUGGCUGGAUUAGGCACCGCGGUCUUGCAACCCCGAGAUUUCGACUCUAACGACUACUACGUCCUCCAUCUUGAACGUUAUGCUCAGCCCGAUCUAAUCGCGUCUCGGUUAGGUCUGAGACAUGAGGGCCCGCUAGGCGAACUCCCAGGUCACCACAUAUUCUCUACAUCUAAAGCUGGCGAAGAUAUUGUGAGGCGCACUUUGCAAGAGCGUCGGCGCAAGCGGUCGCUAGGCAAUGCGGAUAUCCUAGAUGGGGUAAAAUCCUCCCACAAGCAGAAGCUACGGGCCCCCAUGCAGAAGCGAGUCAUCCCACCCCCGCCAGCUGAUCUAUAUCCCGGAAAACGAGAAGAUAAACCAGAUGCAAAAGCAGUAGAAAAGCAAAAAUUCGUGAUGGGGAAACUUGGGAUUUCUGAUCCGAUAUUCAACGAGCAAUGGCAUCUUUUCAACCCCGUUCAAGUUGGACAUGACGUGAAUGUAACCGGUGUUUGGCUGUCAGGUGUUACAGGCAAGAAUGCAACUGUAGCUAUUGUGGAUGAUGGACUGGAUAUGUACAGCAAUGAUUUGAAGCCAAACUACUACGCCGCCGGUAGUUACGACUUCAACGACCAGAGACCAGAACCUCGUCCGACCCUUUCCGACGAUAAGCAUGGUACCCGAUGUGCUGGCGAGGUUAGUGCUGCAAAGAACGACGUCUGCGGCGUCGGUGUCGCAUACGAUUCCAAGAUUGCCGGUAUUCGCAUUCUGAGUAAACUAAUCACGGAUGCGGACGAAGCCCUCGCAAUGAACUACGAUUUCCAACAUAAUGAUAUCUACUCUUGCUCAUGGGGCCCGCCAGAUGAUGGACAGUCGAUGGAUGCUCCUGGUAUUCUUAUCAAGAGGGCUAUGUUGAACGGUGUGCAGAAAGGACGUGCUGAGAAGGGAUCUAUAUAUGUUUUCGCUAGCGGCAACGGUGCUCAGAGCGAAGAUAACUGCAACUUUGACGGGUAUACGAAUAGCAUUUACAGCAUCACUGUUGGUGCCAUCGACAGACAGGGAUUGCAUCCUUACUACUCGGAGAAAUGCUCGGCUCAGCUCGUUGUUACUUACAGCAGUGGCAGUGGUGAUGCUAUACAUACGACCGAUGUUGGAGAGAAUCAAUGCUAUAACGGACAUGGAGGUACCUCUGCUGCUGCGCCCCUGGCUGCUGGAAUAUUCGCUUUGGCUCUGGAAGUACGCCCUGACUUAUCCUGGAGAGAUAUGCAAUAUAUUGCAAUGCAGAGCGCGGUGCCCGUAGACCUCGACACCGGAGAUUGGCAACCCACCACUAUCGGCAAGAAUUUCAGUCAUACCUUCGGUUACGGCAAGGUUGACAGCUACGCUCUCGUAGAGACGGCAAAGUCUUGGAAAAACGUCAAACCCCAGGCCUGGUUUUAUUCCCCGUGGCUGCAUGUCAAUAAGGAUAUUCCUCAAGGCGACAAUGGAUUGUCGGUUACUUUCGAAGUCACAAAGGACAUGCUCAAAGAAGCAAAUCUGGAGCGUCUUGAGCAUGUUACUGUGACGAUGAACGUCGAGCAUAGCCGCCGAGGUGACUUAAGUGUCGAUCUCAUCAGUCCAGACAACGUGGUUAGUCACAUCUCUGCUACACGUAAACAUGAUGUUAGCAAGGAAGGCUAUGACGACUGGACUUUCAUGAGUGUGGUUCACUGGGGUGAAUCUGGAGUUGGGAAAUGGACACUCAUUGUGCGCGAUAGCGUUGUGAAUGACGACUCUGGCAAAUUUAUCGACUGGCAUCUUAAACUAUGGGGUGAGAGUAUCGACGCCUCUAAGGCUACGUUAUUGCCCAUGCCAAGCGAAGACGAUGACGCAAACCACGAUGUAACAAGCACCGCUACUCUGCCCGCCGCUACAACCAGCCUCCCUCCAAACCCAGAUGCGACCAACACAGCAGAAUCGACCCCCGUUCCAACAGACCACCCUGAACGCCCUAUUAAACCUAGUAAGACUACGGGCGACAGUAUUGCUUCUGAGACAGGUACCGAGUCUGCAGCCGCAGAGACGACUACUGCUGAAAAUUCUUGGUUACCCUCGUUCCUUCCUACAUUCGGCGUCUCCUCUAGCACUCAGGCUUGGAUCUACGGCUCUAUUGGUCUCAUCGUCGCCUUCUGCUGUGGACUCGGCGCGUGGUUCUGGUUCAUGCGCCGCAAGCAGCGCCUCAACAACCCUCGCGACGACUACGAGUUCGAGCCACUCAAUGCUGAUGACGGUGGUGAUAACUUAGGCGCAACCGGCGAGAAGGGUAACCAGAAGCGCCGCGCUGGUGAGCUGUAUGAUGCCUUUGCGGGUGGCAGCGAGGACGAAGAUGAUAAUGAAAUGGAGAGGAAUCAUUUCGAUAUCACUAGUCGCGACGAUGACGACAGCGAUGAUGAGGAAGAAGGGAGAGGAGCCAACAGGGGGAAGCAAAGCUCCAGGCUAUUAAGCGAGGGGAGGUAG